Messenger RNA from Diatraea saccharalis (sugarcane borer), 4348 nucleotides. The record is from the annotation of a GenBank genome assembly. Lineage: Eukaryota; Metazoa; Arthropoda; Insecta; Lepidoptera; Crambidae.
AUGAAGCAGGUGGACGCCGUCACAGCUUUGGCUGUACUCAGCCUAGCGCAUGCCAAAAAUGCCACAGCGAAAACGAAACCGAAACGACAACUGGAUGACAUUCGAACUCCACAAAACUUACAAUACUCUUUGGUACUCCCUCAUUCAAGGGUAGCGCACUUCAGAGCGCUAACCGGCAGCCGAAGGAUCUCCAAUUUAUCUCCAAAUGGUGGAAAACUGCCCCCUUACGCUGUACAGAUGGAACCUGUUGUGCAAUACUCGCAGAAAGAUCCCUUGUACGAUCCAAAUCUUGACAACUUAGACGAUCCAGUCGUAAACGAAAAUAAAAUUUAUGCUCAACCAAAAAUUCUUAACGUCGACUCUUCUGAACUUUCGUAUGGACCACCAUAUGGCACGUUACCUACUGCACCUUUAUAUAGCCAAGAACACCAUCCUCAUUACUAUGAAGCGCCUGAACCUAUAAUUGAAAUCAUCAUUAAGGAAUCCAAUGAAACUCUACCAGCACCACCUUCACAACCAAUCGUAAAGAAAAAGAAAGAACCUGUUCAAGUAUUUUAUGUCAAAUACAGUAAGGACCCACACUCGAAAGAUAAAGUGAUAUACGAGAAGCCUGUACCAGCUAUUACACCUCCGUCUAAUGUUGAAGAUGAUCACCACAAUGAUUACGUCACAGUCACUCCUGAACCACUAUAUAUACCUACCCAGACAACAACUCUAAGAGCGAUAAUUAAACCAGAGUCUGAAGUCUAUCAUAGUGAUAGCAGUGUAAAAGUCACUUUCGGUAGUGAAAAUCGACACCACAGUGAUAGACGCGAAGGAAAUACAGAAGGUCAUGAAGAAACUGCACCACAGCCCGCCAUAGCUUAUCCAAAUCAACCAUCAAAUCAUCCACCACUUGAGCUUUCAGUAUCGCCAAAACCACAACAACAGCAUGAAACACGACCAGUGAGUGGCCACCAAGCAAGUCAAACCUACAGGUCAAUACAGCCUCAGGCUCAGAGUAGAAUUCAAUUCCAAUCUCCUUAUCUUACAAAUGAGCAGCAAUUACCAAGACAGGGUCCAUCUGUAGCUCCUUUCAGACAACAAACUCAUAUUCCUCGUCAAAACACAUUUGGGUCAUUACCUUUGAGUGCUCAGCCUAGCCCUCAUCCUUCAUUUGCUAAUGGCCCUCCGGGUCCUCCUCCACACUUUACAAAUCCUGGUCCAUCAAGUCCUCCCUUUUCAGGUCCUUUUGUUAGACCUAACGGUCCUCCAACUUUCCAUACCCGACCUAACAGCCCUCCAACUUUUGCCCCUAGACCUCAUUUCAACGGACCACCACCUAGAACAAGCUUCCAUUCAGGACCUCAAAGACCGUUCCCUCAACCACAUCCACAACAAAAACCGUUCUUUGAUGAAGCUAAAUAUUUGCAAGAAAACUAUCAUACUAUAACCACCGAUCAAAUAGAAACAGCUAAAGAUCAACCGGCACCACUUAGACCUCCUCAAAACUUCAACUUUGUUCCUCGUCCAAGCCCAAGUCCUAGUCCUUCUCCUGCUCAAUUCCAAGAUCAGUCACCUAUAAUUCCAGUGAGUCAACAGUUGCCACAACAAAGACCACCUCUACAUUUCAGUGACAACACUCAGAAUAAACCAACAUUUCCCAAUACUCCCAGUCGUGUCCCAUUUUUCAAUUUGAAACCAUCGCCACCUCAAAUAGAUAAUAAUAGACCACCUUUCUUACAGCACCAAUCACAGCAACCAUUCAGUUUCCAUCAAGGGUCACAACCUCUUUUGCCAUUAUCUCGUCCUUCUGCACAAACACAACCAAAUGUGCAUAAUCAACAUUCCUUCUCUAGCCCCAUUUCAGUUACUCCAUCACCUUCUCCUGUUCCUCAAACUCAAUUUUUGCCUCAACCAUCUGCACCUACUUUGUUCAACUUACAACCGUCUCAUCCUCCUGCACAACAGUUUUUCCAUCAACCAACAUUUACUUCAGAAAGGCCCCAGUUUCAACAUCCCGUUGGCCCAUCAGAAAGACCUAGUAGUUUUCAAGAUCAAUCUAACAUUCAGCAUCAACAGAAUGUUGGACAAUUUGUACCGAAUGGCGGUGAGUUAGUAGCAUCUAUUCCCAAAUAUGAACAGCAUAUAACUGUCAAUGGACCGACUGCUCAGCCUAGCUACAGUGGGUUUAGAGAAUCCAUUCAACCAUCUCCUAGUCCCGAGCCUAAAUAUCAGCAAUAUCAAUCACAACAACAACAUCAGCAAAAACAAAUUCAACAGAUUCAACAAUCACAAUAUCAACAACAACAAAAUCACCAUCCUCAACUGCAACAACAACAACAACAAAAACAGCAUGAGCAAGAUUUGCAACAGACACACCAACAACAACUCCAACAACAACAAAGUCAGCAAUAUUUCGAUAAUGAACAAGAACAAGUCAGAUUACAACUAGCUCAAAAUGUUGAAAAACAACAGCAGGAAAUACAACGACUUCAAAAUCAACUUAUAAUUGCCCAACAACAACAAAAGCAACAGCAACAACACAACAAACAAAUUGAACAAGAAUAUAACCAAUUAAGACAUUUCAAUCAGCAACAAAUUCAAGCUUCUACACCGAGAUCUCAAUAUUCACAGACAUAUCAAAGAUCAAGACAAGAGCAUCAGCAAUCAUUCACAGCAAGCACUCCUGCCCCUAACUAUUACCAAUCGACUUCCCAAACUGUCGAAAUAACACCGACUACACAGAAAUAUGUUUCUUCUACUAUUAAUUCCAUUAAUUCAACACCCGAAGCUAAGAAAGAAGAAAAAAAGAAAAAGCCUGCCAUUGAACUUCCCGAUGAAGUUCCCGAUGAUCUGCGUCAACAAUUGCUAUCUUCAGGCAUCUUAGAUAAUGCCGACAUUAGCGUAUUAGAUUACGACAAAGUAGGUGAGACGCCGUUAGAGUCGCUACCUCCGGAUCAGUUGGCAAACUUUUUCAGUGCAGGUGGUGCUCAACAGAUAGCUGCUAGUGAACAUAGACCCAUUGUUGUUAAACCCAAUGGUGAUAGUAUUGAAUCUAGAAUAGAUGAAGAUAUAGAAGAUGAUCAGGAAAUAGCAGCAUCAGAAAACGUUGCAACUUAUGUCGCUCCUCCAACAACUAGUAAGCAAGCAGUUGAAAUGAAAGUGGUACAUUUUGAUCCUAAGACCGUUGAGGGUCAGAACAUCGCUAAAGAGUAUGUGAAAGACGACGCUACGCAAGUAGAUCCUGUAGCUUUAAAUGAUAAAAAAUAUAAUAGAUACUUACCAUUGAAGGUUAGCGGUAACCAAUUUCCUCUUCCUGAUAUAUUAAAAGGAAGAAAAAUAACAUCAGUGGUGGUACUAGCCCCAGUACAAACGGAAGCAUUAAGUGGCGAACAUGUGAGGUCGGAACGAGCAACAAGUAAUACGCUAAAAGGGAUUAAAUUUAUAGCUGGUGAUAGCUUACAGGAUUUAUUGAAAAAACCGUCGAAAGAUAACUUUCAGAAAUGGCUAGAUGUUGAAAAGAGAACUGCAACAGACUCGCAGUCCGUUAUUCUACUCGUAACAGGGAGCGACGAACCAUCGGGUGAACGAGAGAUAUUUAUGUAUGACAUCGCAUCAGGAAAUGUUAACAAACUCAGUGGUGAGCUGUCCAAUGCAUUUGUGGAGGCAGCAGAAAACAAUUCACUAAGUAAAGACAUCGAGAAAUUAGCUAUAGAAGGUGAAGGGACACCAGAAGAUUUCGGUAAAGAUGAAAUCGCUGAAGAAUCAGAAAACGUGCCAUUAUAUGUAGAUCUAUCUGGUCUAAAUAGAGAAACUAAUAAUCAAGUAUCAAUAUCGUCGGGCUAUAGCAAAACGAAACUUGGCAGAUCUUUAAGGAGACAGUGAUAAAAAAAAUUGUGCCGAAAGGAACAAUUUCUGUAAAUAGUAUAGAUUUUAGAAAUACUAAAUUAAUAAGGCGGGCGUGUGUAUUAUAUAGUCGAUUAUUAUUACGGUAAUAAUCACUUUGUACAAAUAAAGUACCUUUUUUUUACAAAAUAAUGUGUGUCUCAUUUUUAUUAAACGAUAAACAUAUCACAAAAUCGCAUUAUUAUACAACGCAGCACGUCAGAUUCCACACUAUAUUAAGAUUUAAAAUAAUUUGAAGAGAAAGAUUUGUUUAACCUGGCGUGUUUUUAACUGUACGUUGCCCAUAAAAGAGAGUAGUAAGCCUUUGUGUUAUCAAAAUCGGAAAUAUUAAGAUACCAAAACAAUCUGGUUUCCAGUUAAUACAUAUAAAAAUAUAUAUUCUAACCACAUUCACCUGACCCACAACUGGUCGAAAAUCAAACAAGAAUCAAAAGGAUAUUUUCAUAAAAACAAAUAGUAA